Messenger RNA from Nanorana parkeri, 856 nucleotides. RefSeq names its product ribosomal protein L7 like 1 (gene RPL7L1). NCBI's taxonomy places the organism in Eukaryota, Metazoa, Chordata, Amphibia, Anura, Dicroglossidae. The transcript is spliced from 7 exons. Gene Ontology annotation, molecular function: structural constituent of ribosome; RNA binding. Bases 28 to 768 code for a protein of 246 amino acids. Gene Ontology annotation, cellular component: cytosolic large ribosomal subunit. Gene Ontology annotation, biological process: maturation of LSU-rRNA from tricistronic rRNA transcript (SSU-rRNA, 5.8S rRNA, LSU-rRNA). The record is from RefSeq and is a predicted model, not a curated record.
CGGCUUCCGGAACAUACAAGGGACAACAUGGACGGGACAGAACCUAGGAAGCUUCCGCGAGUGCCAGAAAAUCUUCUGAAGAAACGAAAGAAGUAUCAAGGACUGAAGGCAGCAGAAGCCAAAAGAGCCUUAGAAGAAAAAAGGAAGCUUCAGCCUGGGAAGCAAAUAAAGUUCAAACGUCUGGAAACCUUUGUCCGGAACUCGAGAAGAAAAAUGAGAGAUGACUGCAGAUCGCGGAGGAUGGAGGUGUAUCGGAAGAAAGUUCCAAACUUGAUAAAACAUAAACUUGCGUUUGUUGUGCGAAUUACAGACAUUGAAGGGGUGAGCUCACAAGUGAUGCACAUUGUGAAGAUGUUCCGCCUAGGUAAAAUUUUUGCUGGUGUGUUUAUAAAGCUAACGUCAGAAGCUAUAAAGAAGCUGCAGUUUAUUGAGCCAUACGUUGCAUGGGGUUUUCCAAACCUGAAGUCUGUGCGUGAGCUCAUCAUGAAACGUGGUCAAGGGAAAGUAGAUGGCAAAAAGGUUGCCCUUACCGACAAUAUUAUGAUAGAGGAGCAGCUAGGAAAGUUUGGGAUCAUCUGCUUGGAAGAUGUGAUUCAUGAACUGUACUCUGUUGGAGAACACUUUAUAGACGUCAAUAGGUUCCUAUGCCCCUUCCACCUGUCUAUUGCAAGGCAUGCAGGCAUUAAUAGGAAGGGCUAUCUGACUGAGGUGGGCGAUCCUGGACAUAGAGGAGAUGCCAUUAACGAUCUUAUCCGAAAGCUUAAUUAAAGGUUCAUGUUCUGACGGGAGGCUUUUCAGAAGGACGGCACAACUUAUGGACAAUUCUUGCCUUUAAUAACGUGAUUUCAAAGCUAGA